Messenger RNA from Trematomus bernacchii (emerald rockcod), 2368 nucleotides. RefSeq names its product secretion associated, Ras related GTPase 1B (gene sar1b). NCBI's taxonomy places the organism in Eukaryota, Metazoa, Chordata, Actinopteri, Perciformes, Nototheniidae. Gene Ontology annotation, molecular function: GTP binding; GTPase activity. Gene Ontology annotation, cellular component: COPII vesicle coat; endoplasmic reticulum exit site. Gene Ontology annotation, biological process: membrane organization; intracellular protein transport; endoplasmic reticulum to Golgi vesicle-mediated transport. The coding region runs from base 189 to 785 and encodes 198 amino acids. The transcript has 7 exons. The record is from RefSeq and is a predicted model, not a curated record.
CCGGUCAGAGUUUUUUUGGGAGUUGCUUGAGAAGCCAUUGCACUGUCGUGGCUCAGUAACAAAACACGAAAAAGGAGAGGAAGACUUGGCAUUUCGCUGGACCGGGAGACCAAUUUACAUGACAGAAAGAGCCAACACACUCUGUUAACUAAUCUACACAUAAAUAACGGGAUUCAACAGCUCCGGAUAUGUCUUUCAUAUUUGAUUGGAUUUAUAGCGGUUUCAAUAGUGUACUACAGUUGUUAGGACUGUACAAGAAAUCAGGCAAGUUAGUAUUUCUUGGCCUGGACAAUGCUGGCAAAACAACACUACUGCACAUGCUCAAAGAUGACAGAUUGGGACAGCAUGUGCCAACUUUACAUCCAACCUCGGAAGAGCUGACAAUUGCUGGCAUGACUUUCACAACCUUCGAUCUUGGAGGCCACGCACAAGCCCGAAGAGUGUGGAAAAACUACCUCCCGGCCAUCAAUGGCAUUGUGUUCCUUGUGGAUUGUGCAGACUUAAUUAGAUUGGGCGAAUCUAAAUCUGAACUUGAUGCAUUAAUGACAGAUGAGACUAUUGGAAAUGUGCCUAUUCUGAUCCUGGGCAACAAGAUCGACAGACCAGAGGCCAUCAGCGAGGAGAAGCUGAGAGAAAUGUUUGGAUUGUACGGACAGACGACAGGAAAGGGCACAAUUGCCAUGAAGGAGCUGAACACAAGACCACUGGAAGUGUUCAUGUGCAGUGUGUUGAAGAGGCAGGGCUACGGCGAGGGCUUCCGCUGGCUCUCACAGUACAUCGACUAAAGCAGCCACGCCCCGUAACACCGACACCACCACCAUCAUCAGGGGGGCGCUAAACCCGACCACUCAAGACGCCCAGCAAUGCCACCCGUACCAUCAUUCUCAGCCCCAUGUUUGGUUAAACAAGUCUGCCUCCACCUUCAGAGAGACCAGUUCAACUUGAUCCCAAUAGACUUUUAUUGGUCGAACAUUUGGUUCCGCACUUGCAGAAUUCAUACCUGUACGUGCACACACACACUCAUUUCCAUCUUUGUCUUUUUCUAAGGGAGUAUCAUAGCGUUGGUUCGACAGCAAAGGGUGUUCAAAUUCAAACGGAUGAAUCUUUUCUAUAUUGUGUCUUUUGUUUGCUUUCCUCUCUCCCUCCCUUCCUGCCAUCUGUUGAGUGUGAUGAUAGAUUCAUUAUAACUGUAAAUCAGAACAUGAUUCCAUCGCUUUAUCAACAAUCCCAGCUGCCUCUUCAUCUUAGUUCGAGCUACGAGAGAGCAACAUAGUUGUAUACAUUGCAGUACACUUUCUUUUUUCUUUGUAACAGUAAAGUCAUUCAUUCCAAAGUUGUAUUUAACCAACACAUUUUGGUUUGUCCUUUUUCUUUCUUUAAUUUGUUUUACUUUGACAUGAUUUCAGUAAAUAAACAGUGUGGCCACCUAUAUAGCCGUCACUAUGAAUGUGUGGCUGUUUUCACCCAUUUAUUAAAAUGGAACAGUGCAUUUAUCUUAGUGUAUUUUAGGUUUCUUUGAAGAUAAUACUUUUGUUCCUGACUUCUAUCUUAUGGGCACAGUAGAAUUGAAUGGAUUCCAGUAAGCUGUGAUGGGCUCCCCUUUUUUUUAAAGAGAAGCAUAGUUAAGCGGUAGUAAAGCGGGUGGAUGAAGAAUUUUAAUAGAAAGUAAUACUGGCUAUAACCCUGCAAGGUUUGAGGAAAUCGUGUAGAUAGCACAAUGAUCAGUGGAUGCGACGGAAACUAUUUAAGUAAAUGAAACUUUGGGACAAAUAGCUUGAUAACAUGCAGUAAGCGGUGAAGGGAGGAAAGAUGGUUGUAACACCUAGUAAUCAUCAAUAUAAGAAGUCCAUCCUACAGAUAUAUUUUCUGGCCUAGACCUUUGUACAGGGUGAAUCUAGUGACCAAGAGUAGAUAACGGAGGGCACAGUACCACAGCGGGAACAGGUAGAUAGGCCUCAGACACCUCUAAGAAAGGAACCAUAUAUAUGAAGUGUACAUGAACAUCGUACGCUGAUUUUGUACUUUAUAAGUGGUAUCCUUUUGAUCUAUGUGCAUUACCAGAAACUAUUAUGCAUGCCUUGUUCUUUUGAUUUUUAUUGACCCUUAUUCCAGAAUACAACAGGAGGGAAAAGAUGCCAAAAUGUACAAUGAGAGCUGAUUGUCAUGUUUUUUUUGUUUUUUUUACAGAAACAAUGGAAUUACGUGUAAUACACACUUUUUCUGUCCCUGUCCCUUAUUGUCUCUUUCAUUCCCUCAUGACUAAGUGAUGAGCUGUUUCAACAAGGGUGGGACUUGCUGUUGUUUGCAUCAUUAAAAUGUAAUAAAUGUUUUCAAUGAAUAACAGGCUUUAACAUUGAUCCAAAAUGCA